UGACCUAUCUAAGCUAUAUAUAUAUAUAUACGUUGUAUGCUGUUACGGUUUAGAUCAGUAACCGACUUUCCUACCAACACCUGGGACUGGGCAACUUUACCUGUUACCUGUAAUUAAGAAGGUUAUACAGGUCACGUCACGGAUGGCUAGUACGGACGACAACAUCGUCCAGACACCGCCUGAUGAGGCUGUUGAAGUACUUACAAACCCAGGGAAUGAGCCAGCUGCUGAAGCCGACAUACCAGUGGAAGGUAAAACUGCAGACAUGGAGGAACUGAUCCGGAGGUGUAACCAGUCCAUAGUUGACUCCCAGAAGGCGCUCACGAAGUAUGACGCGGUACAAGAGGAGAUUCAAGGGGCCAGGUCCAGUGUCAUUGGGGGUAUUUCCCGCCUACAGCGACCCUCCAGACGAUGGAGACGUGCACGGGAUGACUAUGCUGAUGGCCAACUCUAUGGCACCAUCAUAGAAGCGACGAAAAGGGCGGAGCCGAUAGCGCAUAGCACGCCCAACAAACCCGAGAGGGAGGACAAUCCUGUAGGUCGGGACAAGAUUCUGAUGGGAGAGGCACUGACCAGAGGGGAUCGAGAGUCAAGUCCAAGAGCCCGCGUGAGUACUCGGGAUGACAGAGAAAUGAGUCCUUUAGCUAAGGCACGAGCUAAACUAGACAGGGAAGCUAGCCCAAUGGCACAAUCACAUGCGAAACAGGAAAGAGAAUCGAGCCCAAUGGCAAGAGCGAUCGCCAGGAAUGACAGAGAUCCGAGUCCACUGAUCAGGGCGGUGUUAAGGAAGGAGAGGGAGCAUAGUCCCAUGGCGCGAACUAGAAUAGCAAGGGAAGGCUAUGCGGCGAAAAAGUACAUCGUUCCGCCGAUCAUUCUCAGUCGCGGGCUAGCCUCGAGGCUAGAUCAUCCAAGUAGUUCAUUCGAAGAGGAAACCACGGGUGAAACUGAGGAAGAUGUGAUGGAUGCAAAACUGGAGCAACUUGAAGAUGAUCUAACAGCCGCGCCGGAUGUUCCUCCGAGGAAAGCUAACUCGUCCUAUGCGCAGAUCGUUAUGCCAGAAUCAAUGCCUUUGCAGGAACGACUUCGUCGGUACCGAGUGGCACAGUUUAAAGACGACGAAAUAGGUAUUCCGAUAUCUAUUCAGGAAAAACUUCGUUAUCGAAUGUCUCUGUUAGGUGAUGAUGAUGUUCUCAUGCCGUCUUCCCUUACACUGAAGGAAAGACUUAGGUACAGAAUGUCCCUCCUGGAAGACGAUCUCGACGACGAAGUUUGGGAGCGUAUAGCUUCUCGUGUGGCUCAGAACAAUGAUUCGGACAUCGCCGUUCCAAUAUCUACAAUGAAUGGAGAAACACUUUACUACCGGGUAUCCGCUACAGACGCGGUAGUCCCAAGAGGGCUCUUCCAUCACGCGGCCAGGAACGGAGAUCUCGCUAUGGUCCAAACUCUCGUAAUGGAUGGGGUCGACGUGAACGAUGUUGAUGGGGAAGGGAUGACAGGUCUACACCAUGCCGUAUCUAAGUCCCAGGUCACUGUAGCAAAGUUCUUACUUUCUUUAAAGUCCAUAAUUGUAAACAUGGCCGAUAUGAAGGGAAAGUCGCCUCUUCAUUACGCCGUAGAGAACGGUCAUACUCCAGUCCUUGUCUCCCUUUUGGCUCAUGGUGCGUUUCCAAACAGUACUGACAACCAAAAGCAGACGCCACUCCACAAGGCAUGUCGCGAUGGGAAACACAACAUCGUCGAUAUCCUCCUGGACCACGGGGCUUCUCUUUUCGCUUUCGAUGAUGCAAUGAAAGCCCCACUACACUAUGCUGUUGAAAACAACCAUCCUGCUUGCGUUACGACUCUUCUCAAGAAAGGCGCGCCCGUCAACAAUAGCGACGGGGAUCAGCGUACACCUUUACAUUAUGCAGCACAGCGAGGGUUCUUCUUGAUAGCAGAUAUCUUAUUGUCCAACGGAGCAAUGGCAGAUGCACUAGACAAGGAUAUGAAAACGGCCCUUUUCAUCGCCGUUCAGAGCGACUUCAUUUCAAUGACUCGGACGCUUAUCUCAUACAAUGCGUCUGUAAACACUGCUGAUAUAGAGCGUUUGACCCCCCUCCACAUCGCGUCCGUCAACGGUAACACUGACCUGGUUCUUUUGCUGUUGCAGCAUGGAGGAAGAGUGGAUGCUGUGGACUGCGCCAACAGGACACCGAUCAGUUACGCCGUGGAUAACAACGAAAUAGAAGUGGUUCAACUCUUGCUUCAAUACGAUGCCAGCGUAACUAUUGUCGACCUGCAAGAUAUGACGCCUCUCCAUUACUCAGCAGAAAUCGGAAACGAAUUUCUAGUCCAUCUUUUGGCUGAUCACGAAUUGAAGCAUUCUUCGAGUGACACGACAUACAAACGUCUUCUAGACGUCGCUUUCAAAUAUCAGAACGAACUGCUCGGAAGUAUGACCAUGAACCACGCCCUUAAAGGUUACAGUGAGAUUAUUCAACAGGAUAAUCAAACGGAGAAGAAUAAAAGAGAGGCAACCGAGAUGAUGAAGUCAUUGCUGAAUAUGGUCUGUAAACACUUCAGUCAUUAUCAUGGAGAGAAGCUGGUCCGUGUUUGGCCGGGGUACAAGGAACUUGCUGCCGACAGUCCAAUGAUUGUUGUCAACGUUUCAAACCUCCCGAAAGUGAAACCUAAUGUUUUCAUGGGACUUCCGAUAGUAUACAAGCUUUACGGUUUAGUUAGUGACGAAUCCAUCGUCCUUAGUUACUCCAAAUUAGAAAUAGAAAAACUCGCAGAUCCUUUAGAAAUCAUGGCCAUUCAACGCACCAUUAACAGAAAUAUCGCUCGGUUGAAACUAGACCACAGCAACCUCGUUAAAGUCAGCGCAAGUGCAGUUCGGUCAUUGCAAAACGGGUCUUUGCUGGCGAAAGAAGCUUGCAUUGUAUUGUAUUGUAAAUGCAAGGGCGUUAUACCGUUUGGAGAGAAACCCUUCCCGAAGUAUAUUGAAGAUAUCCCUGUUGAUAUAAGGGAUGGAUUGGGUGGAGAUACAGAGGGAUCGGAGCAUCGCAUUAUCGCUAGCAAACAUACAAGAGAAGCCAUGGACAGAUCGAGAAGCAGUGAUGAUAGUAGCCGAAAGAAACUCGAAUUCUAAGCAAUGAAUAUAUAUAAUAACUUUCUGUCAUGAAGUAAAUUUCUUUUUUUUGGUGAUUGUUGUGAUUUUUCAUCUUAUGCAAAUAUUUGUGAUUUGGUACACGUUAGUGACGGUCUGAGGAGUGAUUGUUUCUCAUACAAACUUUAGAGAAUUCUCUCGACUACUAUGCUUUUAGAUCCUACGAGGACUUUGCGUUUGAUUUUCAUCAGUUGGUUCUAGGUUGUUGCUUGUUACACCCUUUUAAUCACAAUAUACUGUUACUAUUGUUAGAAGUCACUGUGCCAUAGAGGUAAUAUAUUGUAUAGAUCCACUAGUGACAUCACUGAGUUACUUCAAUUGUUUAUUAAUUCCACGAAAUGACUGUGAUUGGGAUUUUUGGCAAAUGUUAUGUUGAAGUAAAAGCACGCACUAGUUUUUCUUUCGUUAUUUGUAGAUUGUUAAAUCUUUACUUACGUUGUUGUUGUUUAUACACUAUGUUCAUUUUUAUAUAUCUAUAUUUUAAUAAA
Mizuhopecten yessoensis (Yesso scallop) is the source of this 3636-nucleotide messenger RNA. RefSeq lists its product as uncharacterized. The transcript has 4 exons. NCBI's taxonomy places the organism in Eukaryota, Metazoa, Mollusca, Bivalvia, Pectinida, Pectinidae. Gene Ontology annotation, biological process: positive regulation of transcription by RNA polymerase II. Gene Ontology annotation, molecular function: transcription cis-regulatory region binding; protein binding. The record is from RefSeq and is a predicted model, not a curated record. The coding region runs from base 143 to 3130 and encodes 995 amino acids. Gene Ontology annotation, cellular component: nucleus.